UCAAAAAUAUUUUUAUAUAUGAUUAAAUUCAUUUGGUGUUAAUGAUUAUUGUUAAAUUUAUACUGAUUUGAUAAAAUGAUAUAAAUUAAUACAAACUAAUUGUAUCAUCAACUGAAAGUCUGAAAGUCUGGAACCAUUAUACUUGUUAAAUCGAUGGAAACACAUAAACCGAUUUGACAAGCUUGUAAGAAACUAACAAAUAAAGAACAUGCGAGAAGUCUAAAUGCGGGAUAUUCAUCUCUAGUAGCCAAGCUGAAAUCUGUUGGCUAGUUUCACUAUCAACCUCCCACUUAUUUAUACCAAAAAAAACUUCUCCAUAUCUGCAAAUUUGCCCAAAAAAACCUGCGGCGUCCAAUUGCUUGAAGAAGACAACAAUCCUCCCCACCCCGAAAAGCAAGGAAGAAGGACCUCCAUUGAAAAGGAGACCGGAUAGAGCCUUUGCUGUUUCCCGUCGCUGAACAAUUAUCUCAUCUUUCUCCGAGAGGAGAGCUUUCCAUUGGGCUCGGGAAGCAGGGCAGACGAAGAAGAGCGAGGCGAACGAGAAAAGAGAGAGGGAAGAAGAACAAAAAUGGGGAAAGGGGGUGAGAGGAUUUCAUCAGUGGCGGAACAGGAGAAAGACGAAGGCGUGGUAAUGGCGUCGGAUUUCUUCUGGUCUUACACCGACGAGCCUCACGCCUCCCGCAGAAAACAGAUCCUCUCUCAGUACCCUCAGAUUAAGCAGCUCUUCGGCCCUGACCCCUGGGCUUUCCCCAAGAUUGCUGUGGUUGUGAUCCUCCAGCUAUGGACAGCAACAUUGCUCCACGACUCAGGGUGGCUGAAGAUGCUAGCCAUUGCCUACUUCUUCGGCUCGUUCCUAAACCACAAUCUCUUCCUCGCAAUCCACGAGCUUAGCCACAACCUUGCCUUCUCCACGCCGGUCUACAACCGCUGGCUCGGAAUCUUUGCCAAUCUCCCCAUUGGCGUCCCCAUGUCUGUCACUUUCCAAAAAUACCACCUUGAGCACCACAGGUUCCAAGGUGUGGACGGCAUAGACAUGGACAUUCCAAGCCAGGCCGAGGCUCACAUUGUUCGCAAUGUGGUGACCAAAUCCAUAUGGGUUCUCCUCCAGCUGUUCUUCUACGCUCUCCGCCCACUCUUCCUCAAACCAAAACCACCUGGCUACUGGGAGUUCAUCAACUUCUUCGUCCAGCUUUCGCUCGAUGCAGCCAUGGUUUACUUCUGGGGGUGGAAGUCCUUCGCUUACCUGAUCAUGUCGACGUUCGUGGGGGGAGGGAUGCACCCGAUGGCGGGUCAUUUCAUCUCUGAGCAUUACUUGUUCAACCCGGAACAAGAGACAUAUUCGUACUACGGCCCUCUUAAUCUGCUGACUUGGCACGUAGGGUACCACAACGAGCACCAUGAUUUCCCUAGGAUUCCUGGGAGCAAGCUUCACAAGGUGAAGCAGAUUGCUCCAGAGUAUUACGAUAGCUUGGAUUCGUACAAAUCGUGGAGCCAGGUCAUCUAUAUGUACAUCAUGGACCGCACGGUUGGACCCUUCAGCCGAAUGAAGAGGAAAGUAAAGAAGUCAGAGUAAAGUUCCAGUUGAGUUCGCCAUAGGCAGACUACAUUCUUCGUAGCUUUUGAAACAUUUGUUCCUGGCGGGGGCAUCAGUUUUGGGUCGAUAUUUUAUUUGAUUUGGUUUCUUGGGGUUCAAGGGAAAAUUUGGGGUGUGGUAAUGUUGUUUAGGUUGUAGCUAUUCUUCUUCUGGGAGGGUUAUCUUUUACUUGUAGUGAAAGAAACUGCUACUAGAGUUUGUCAUGGCUGGUUCCCCGCCCUAGUGAGUGUACCAUGGGUCCAAGUGGAAAUAUGGAACAGAAAGGAAAGACGGUCUGUGUAUUUAGCACUGAGAUAUUUGCGACUUAAUACAGUUGAGUUCUUCCACUUUUUUAUUCCUUGUUUGAGCCUUGGCAAAAACCAAUUGAGAGGAGAGCUUGCUUGGGAUAGAAGUAACUGUUUUGUUGAGUGUUACAUGACUUUACUAUAUCAUACACUAUGAUAUGGACCAAAACUAGUCUUUGUAAAGUGUGAUGGUUGGGAUAUAUAUGGCCUAUUACGUAUUUACUUUGCACCAUGGCAUAAGCUUUCUUGAGUGUUGACUAUUAAUAAUAAUACAAUUUAAACCAAUGC
Messenger RNA from Linum trigynum, 2166 nucleotides. The record is from the annotation of a GenBank genome assembly. Lineage: Eukaryota; Viridiplantae; Streptophyta; Magnoliopsida; Malpighiales; Linaceae.